GACCCGGAAGCGAAGGCGGCGGCGGCGGUCGGGGGCGGCGCAGUGGCCGGAACCCAGCGGAAGCCUCCGCGCGAGUUAAAGCGACGCGCAGAGUUGGACACAAACAUCACAAAUAAUAAACAAUAACAACAACAACAACAGCAGCAGCAGCAACCAAACACGGCCCUGCCCGCCGAUACCGUCAAUUGCUCCUGGCGUAUCGACCCCAUCCCCCCCUCUCUCUCUCUCUCACCACCACCACUCAUCCCCUCACUACCACCAAUCGCCGCCGACCAUUGACAACCCACCAGGCCUCGGAGGAGCGCUGACACAGCGAGCGACGCGUGCAGCACCUGGGUACGUCGCGACACCAUGGACGCCCCUGGUGGGGAACCCCUGUCUCUCGACAUCCUCAUCACCAACGUGGUGUGCGUGUUCCGCACGCGCUGCCACCUCGACCUGAGGCACAUCGCCCUGGAGGGAGCCAAUGUCAUGUACAAGCGCGACGAAGGGAAGGUACUCAUGAAGCUCAGACGACCUCGAAUCACGUCGACCAUCUGGUCUUCAGGGAAGGUCAUCUGCACGGGAGCCACAAGCGAAGAGGACGCGAAGAUUGGGGCGCGGAGGUGCGCCCGAUGUUUACAAAAGCUGGGCUUCAAGAUCCGAUUCUGCGCCUUCAAGGUGGUGAAUGUGCUGGCCGUCUGCUCCAUGCCUUUUGAGAUCCGUCUUGUGGACUUCACCAAAACACACCGACCAAUAGCCAGCUAUGAGCCGGAGCUGCACCCGGCCGCAACAUACAAGAUAAAGUCCUUGUCGGCCACGCUGCAGAUCUUCUCAACGGGCAGCAUCACCCUCACAGCGCCGAACGUGUCCCUGAUUGCGCAGGCCAUAGAGCAGAUCUACCCGCUGGUGUGUGCCUGCAGAAAGGUCACGUGAUUGUCGUCUCUCUUUCGCUCGCCUGCAACGAAAAGGAGAGGAAACGAAAGUGACAAAAAUAAAAACUACGGAGAAGCAGAGACGCGAGAACACCGCAACGGAGGAAGAAAUCACGACGAGACAUUACACGCUACGGAAAUAUUCAAAAGCAGCUCGAGAAUGCAACAAAAAAACUCUCUCUACGAAGACAAAUUUCAACGGCGUUCAAACGCAGCAACCACGUGUGCAGUGACCCGGAGCAGCAUGAACAUCUGUUUACCAACGAGCAGGACAGGUUUACAUUCGGUAUAUAACUUGCAUUGCUCACGUCGUUGAAUAACAAAACAUAUUUUAGGGGUUAUGGGGGAGAUGUUUUAGAUUUCUGAAUGAGCCAUUGCUUGUGGGUGUUUUAGUCUUUUGUCAUUUGCCGUACUGUGUUGUUUUUUUUGUUUUAACCUCUUAACACGUGUGUCUCAUUGCAUUGUAAUCACCUCGCCCCCACCGUGUCUUUUAAAAGCAUUUCGUCGUCGUUUUGCGCUUUCACACACGGCGAAGCGAAGUCUGAAAUUUAGAAGUUGCAUUUUGAGCGACGCGCACACAAAACCGCUUCGGUGUGUAACGUGUGACACUUCUUUUUGAAGGUCCCCAUCGAAUCGAAAAAUAACCUCACGCUUUGGAAGUUCGGAGUGACGUUCGGCUGCGUAUUGUUCCGGAAGUGGGUCCCUCCCCCCCCCCCACAGCACAGCAUGAAAGCAUUGAGAUACGGUAAAUGUGGCCAAGAUAAACCAGAUAAUGUGGCUGUGGAUACAGCAGAGAGUGGGCUCCUGAAAUGUUAUAGUUUAUUCAAAGAAAAUAUACGGAACGAGAGAAAUAUCAUCAUGUGAUUUAGACCAGCCGGUCGUGGAAUUUGUCCUCAGUCCGGAGAUGAAGUCUUUAUUUCAAUCUUGAGGGGGCUUAAUUUCCUGGAAACGUUUCCAGCAUUGGAAUCUGGAUAAACGGCUGGCAGUGGUGGGGAAACCUUUCUGGAAGCAAAACGAGGUGGCGCUUGUCCCGAAUGUUGUGAAGCAUUCAGUCCACUGCAGGGAUGUGGUGUAAAAAGACGAGCAGCAAAAGGGACAUGAACAUCUCCUUGCGUGCACAGCUGAACGAUCUAGGUGCUUGGCUUAAAGGUAAGGGAUUGUAAAAGGCACGUGUUGUGUUGCACUGACGCCUGUCUUCCCAGUUGAGAGGACCCAACCCACCAAAUGAGGUCGUAACCCCCACACCACCACGUUUCGGCAUUUGCAAUGGCUUACAGAAAAUAAAGUCUCAAAAAAGUGGCUUUAAAAGAGCUACAUUUUAAGCGUCGGCCAGUGAACAACGAGAGCGGCCGUUUUAGCCACCGAUUAACACAACUUUUCAGCCCCAACAACGCCUUCGGUUUGGGAAUUUCAGCUCGGCAAGGGGCCUGGUCAAUGCCGCCUUCCCACGCGUGCGAGCACAUCGCUCGUGACGGAAACUCGUGCACGUCCGCCAUCGACGGUGGAGUCAACCAACUGCCACCGAUCCCUGCCACCGUCGAAAUGUCACUAAUUCCGUGGUCAUUUAAAUUCGCGAAGCAAUAUUUUCGUUUCGGCCCUUGUGGUGCACAUUGAAUCUACAGUGGUAUUGGCAUAUACAAAUAAAACAUCGAUUAGUACGUGCACAAUUCAAUGCGUUGUAUUGUAGUGAGUAGAAUCCGUUUCAGUUGAUAUAAAUGCCAAAUGCUUGGCCAUUUAAAACUAUUUAAUGAUCUGCGUUCCUGCUCAUGAUCACGUGGAGCAGCUCCAGCCCUCUGCCCAGCCAACACGAUUGUGCUGUGCUCACAAUAAUAGUUUAACUUGGAUUGUAAUAAAGUUGUGGUUAGUUUUUUCGUAGCAACUUAUUGUGUUUUUUACUUGCAUCGUUCUUUGGGGUGACAUCUGGUUCUGAGGAAAUAAAUUUGUGCUUUCAUUUACGACGUGCAUUACAUUCGUAUACGUUGGUCGAUGUGGAAGGGUGAAUGGACGUUAUUCCGCAGGAUUGGAGUUGUGAAAACAGCUGAAUUCCGAUUGAAACAUUGAUUACUUCAACUCCUGCAGUUAAUGGAGUUGUCAAAACCUAUAAACGUAACAUUU
Molecule: messenger RNA, 3029 nt
Organism: Petromyzon marinus (sea lamprey)
Lineage: Eukaryota; Metazoa; Chordata; Hyperoartia; Petromyzontiformes; Petromyzontidae
Gene: TBPL1
Product: TATA-box binding protein like 1
Biological process (GO): DNA-templated transcription initiation
Molecular function (GO): DNA binding
Source: RefSeq, a predicted model, not a curated record